AUGAUAUCUUUUGUUCCAGUAUCGACAGUUGACGUGGACGCAGUACUUGGCCGGACGGCAUCAUUGCCGUGUGACGUCACACCUGAUGCUAAUGAAGAUCGGGUUUAUAUGGUGCUUUGGUUUAGAAAAAGUGGUGGAAAACCAAUAUAUAGUUUCGACGUCCGUGGCCGUUCCUUCAACAAAGCACUGCAAUGGUCAGACCCCGGUGCUUUCGGUCCUCGGGCAUAUUUCGCAACAGUUGCGAGGCCAGCAGCGUUGACAUUGAGUUCAGUACAAUUGGACGAUGAAGGAGUUUACAGAUGCCGAGUCGACUUCAAGAACUCGCCGACAAGAAACUUCCAGAUUCGACUUACUGUUAUAGUGCCUCCUCAUCAAAUGCUGCUUUACGACAAGUCUGGAGCUGAUGUAUCUGGCGUUGUCGGUCCUUUAGAAGAAGGGACAGCUUUAGUACUAGUUUGUGAAGUACGAGGUGGCCGUCCAGAGCCGGUGGUCACAUGGCUGAUAGAUGGCAUCCCAGCUCCUCAAUACAUCGGCGUGAAGACUGAUACACACGUGGUGGUGAAUAGACUUGAACUCCAACAUUUGAAGAGAGAGGACCUCAACACUACCUUUAAAUGCAGAGCAGCAAAUACCCAUCUAGUGCAACCUCAGGAGAAAUCUGUCAGAUUAGAAAUGAAUUUGGCUCCAAUUUCCGUCUCAUUAUUAAAUCGGCCACAGCAAUUUCUUGCGGGUACAUCUGCGUCUAUACGCUGUAUGGCCGAAGGUAGUAGACCAUCAGCCCAGAUUGCCUGGUACAAGGACAACAGGAGUUUCGACAAAGGAAAGGUAACUGCGCAGUCGAAUGAGACAUGGUCAAUUAGCACGUUGACAUAUACGCCCACUCCAGCGGACAACAGCGCUAUUGUGAAGUGUGUGGCCACCAACCCAACGCUGCCUACAAAAGCAAUUGACGACCACUUACAGCUAAAUGUUGUAUACAGCCCACUGGUGACGUUAUCGCUAGGCAGUACUCUCAAUCCACAUGACAUAAAAGAAGGUGAUGACGUAUACUUCGAGUGUAACGUAAGAGCGAAUCCCCGAGAGCAUCGGAUAUCCUGGUACCAUAAUGAUAGGCCGGUGACGCAGAACAUGUCGUCAGGGAUCAUUCUCAGUACGCGGUCACUCGUGUUACAAAAGGUAACGAGGCGAGAAGCUGGAGGUUAUUCAUGCCGGGCUGCAAACACUAGGGGCGAGACAUCCAGUGACAUCGUGCGACUGAGAGUGCAGUAUGCACCGGUUUGUGGUGAAUUAUCACCACAAGUCGUUGGCGCUGCGCUGGAUGAAGCGCUGCGUGUCCGGUGCGCUGUACACGCCGACCCCGCAGAAGUUGUUUUCUUGUGGCAGUUCAACAAUAGUGGGGAGAGUUUCAAUGUAUCACCCGCUCGAUAUGGUACAGUAAACGGAAGCGUCAGCGAACUUCGAUACACGCCGGCCAGUGAAAGGGACUAUGGAGCGUUAACAUGCCGAGGAACUAACACUGUGGGUCGUCAGGAUCAACCUUGUGUCUUCCAAAUAGUUCCAGCAGCUCGCCCAUCACCUCCACGCAACUGUACGGUAUCGGCUGGGAACAACACCAAUUGGAUAGAGGAUUCUGGUCAUGAGGAUUUGGGAGGUGCUUUAGUUGUACGUUGUGUUGCUGGGUAUGAUGGAGGUCUACCACAACUGGUUGUACUCGAAGCUUUGGAUGCUGUUAGUGGAAUAGUAAAAUUCAACGUUACUAGCAAUGAAACUGAUGGUGUGGCUUUAUUUCUUGUGCCACCGACAGUUCUGUGGUCGAGUGGCAAUACUCUUCGACUUACAGUGCAUUCACGAAAUGAUAAAGGCGCCUCUGAACGGAUUAUGGUACAUGCUCUAGCUUACCAAGAUCCAGAAAGAAGAACAGAUGGAAGCAACAAUUUGGUGGCUGGUGUUUCGAGAGGUGCUUUUUGGGCGAUCAUCCUUACGUCACUUGUUUUUGCCACAGCCGCUAUUGUAACUGGUUAUUUUCUGCGUAGAAAAAGAAUCAGACCACCCAUGAAGCAACAGUCUUCGGAACUACAAUUAAAUGCAGGCGACAGCCAAUAUGUUGUAGCUUACACAUUGAAACCUCCUAAACAAGCACAACCAGAUAUAUUAAAUCCACCACCUGAUAAAAAAGAUGGCGGCCCUCCAAAUGUGAAGUGUGGUAUAGAGGUGGCUGUCAAAAAUGGCCCUCUCGGUGAGACUGAAGAGUGGGCGAGUGGACUCGGCUCGCUGCACGCAACGGGAGAACGAAAUUUAUUAUCUCCACCGAGGUCUUCGUCUGCCAAACAGCCAAUAUCUGGAAACAUGACGUUAAGUAGAAGAGAGCAUCUCAUAGCAGAAGAGAUACCAGGACCAGAGAGUUGUGUAUAGAACCAUUAGGUCAACGAUAAAAAAAAUAGCAAAAUAAUUAUUGUAAUUUUUGUAAAUAUUAAUUUGUAUGUAUUGACUGUGAAAAUGUGAUAAAUACAUUUGUAAAUA
Messenger RNA from Achroia grisella, 2520 nucleotides. Its product is annotated as synaptogenesis protein syg-2-like. The transcript has 16 exons. The coding region runs from base 1 to 2412 and encodes 803 amino acids. The record is from RefSeq and is a predicted model, not a curated record. Lineage: Eukaryota; Metazoa; Arthropoda; Insecta; Lepidoptera; Pyralidae.